Molecule: messenger RNA, 1062 nt
Organism: Sipha flava (yellow sugarcane aphid)
Lineage: Eukaryota; Metazoa; Arthropoda; Insecta; Hemiptera; Aphididae
Product: glyceraldehyde-3-phosphate dehydrogenase 1-like
Exons: 6
Coding region: 1-1062 (353 amino acids)
Molecular function (GO): oxidoreductase activity, acting on the aldehyde or oxo group of donors, NAD or NADP as acceptor; NAD binding
Source: RefSeq, a predicted model, not a curated record
AUGCUGAAAAACGUAGCUUCAACGGUUUUGAGCGGUGUAAUGCGAUUCGUUUCGACCAGACCGAUUUGUUCUUUUCCGAGGGUCGGCAUUAACGGAUUCGGCCGCAUAGGUAAAUGUAUCAUGAGGCAGUGUUUCGAAAACAACGUGAACAUCGUCGCAGUGAACCAGCCGUUCGUCGACGUGAAUUCAAUCGCAUACACGUUUAAGUACGACACGGUACACAGAGAGUUCAAAGGAAAAAUCGAGGUGUGCAACAAACAGCUGCAGAUCAAUGGCCACGGUGUGAAAGUGUCCCACGAAGGGGACGCGGAAAAAAUCAAAUGGAACGACUUGUGCGUCGAUUACGUGAUUGACGCAACCGGCAAGUACACCGAAGUGGACAAUGCGAUGAAACACGUAAAAGCGGGCGCGAAAAAAGUGAUCAUCUCGGCCCCGAGCAAGGACGCGCCGAUGUUCGUCGGAGGCGUGAACUUCGACACCUACGACAAGUCCAUGCAAGUGGUGUCGAACUCUUCGUGCACGACAAACUGCGCCGCGCCCGUGAUCAAAGUCAUUCACGAAGCUUUCGUCGUCCAAAGCUGUAUGAUGACCACAACGCACGCCAUGACUGCGUCUCAACCAGUCCACGACGGGAUGAUGAACCGAUCGGGACCCUAUAACAUCGUACCCGGCACCACUGGGGCAGCUAAAGCGGUAGUAAAGGUGUUACCGCACCUUGAUGGCAAGAUCAAAGCAGACGCGGCCAGAGUUCCAGUUCUAGACGUGUCUUUAUUAAAACUCUACAUUAACAUUGGUAAAGAAGCGACUGCUGACACGAUUAAGAAUGAGAUAAAAUGCCGAGCCGAUUCCGACCUGAAAGACGUGCUGUCCUACACCGAUCAAAAAAACGUAAGCUCGGACUUUAUCGGCAACACGUUCUCGGCCAUUGUGGAUCUAAAUCAAAUCGAAGUGAUCGGCAAUAUGAUCACGAUUGGCGCGUGGUAUGACAACGAGAUGGGCUAUUCGUGUAGACUAUUGGAUUUAGUGAAACACAUGGCGGUGGUCGAUGGUGGAUGUAGAUGA